This is a messenger RNA of Cladocopium goreaui, 1382 nucleotides long. NCBI's taxonomy places the organism in Eukaryota, Dinophyceae, Suessiales, Symbiodiniaceae. The record is from the annotation of a GenBank genome assembly.
AGUCCGUGUCGGUGCACCUUCCUGGCACCAACAACUACCUGGAUGGAUAUCAGGUGGAGAAUUUCGAUGUUGCGAUGGAGCAUACGGACAGCCCAAAGCUGAAACAUGUCGUUUCAUGCCCUGUUGGCAUUACCAAUCCAACAGACAGCUCCUGUUCCACUUACGUGCUGGACUUCUAUCGGGCUGCGCCCGAUAUCGCCACCUUGGAAUCCAUGGCCAUGAGCUCUAAAAGUGUCAUCGUCGUGGAGCCAGCCUUCAAUUCUGGUACGUCGAGCUAUUCCACCACCGUGGAGAUUGAAAACCCCUUCUCCAUUUCCGCGCGAACUCUGCAGCCGAAGGGACGUGCAGGGAUCCAAGCACCUGAAGGGGCCGGUCUCACCGCCGAACUCAACGGCUGCGACAAAGCAGAGCAGUCGCAAGCGGUGUGGGAAUUUCCUGGAUUCAAGUCCACUGGUGUUUUCACCUUUGACAUUUGCGCCGUUGCGCCGGACAACAUCCACGAGACGUGGUAUUCCUUGAAGGUGAAUGUAACAAGACACUACAGCACCAGACUGAGAAGCCUUGCUAUUGUUGGCAAAGAAAUGGAGCCUGCUUUCGACCCUGAAGUUCAGCAGUACACAGUGCACAUCGAUGCCAAAGAAAAGGAGGUGGAUCUUCAAUUGAAGGCGGAAGAUGAUGAGGCUGCCAUCAAGGUCGAUGCAGACAAGACCACCCACGGCAGCGACAGCAUUGCCACCACCGUGAAGAUGCAUGACAAUGAACACCUUGAGGUUGGUGAACCACCACAGUGGUCAAGAUCUGUCAGUGUGCAAUUGGAGUCAGCCGAUGGCGAAAAGACCCUGACAUACUUGGUUCACAUCAAACAGAAGGUCAGCAACUACAGUUACUUGAUGAACUUGAGCAUGGACAAUACCAGCUGCCAAAUGAAUCCGCCCAAAUUUCAGCACAAUGUGACCAUGUACAGCUGCGUUUUCUGGUGGACUGAGACAGAAAGUCCCAGGGUCAUCGACGAAGAGAAGUGCCCCGAUUGCACGCUGUUGAUCCCGUCGGCACGAGAGUUUCCAAAGUCGCACUUGAGCCUGCAGUACCAGACACAGCUCAAGCGAGUGCAUCAGUCUGGAGAGGUGUGGUCACGGCCCUUCCUUUUUGGAGAGUCGCACGUGGUGCCCUUCCAGGUCUUGAGUGCAGAUAAGUUCACACAUACCACGUACCAUGUGCACCUGGAGCGGGAUGCGCCGUGGUGGAUGAAAACCGCCACGACACGAACGAUCUCUGCUUGGGCCACGACCCUGGCAACGUGCAUGGCCAUUUUCAGCGCCAGUAACUUCGUGGCGCUGACGCGUAUGGUGCGACGGACGGCGUCAUUGGAAAGACAUCGGUAG